CUGACUGGCGCUGCUGCGGGCGGGCGCGUCAGGUGAAGGAGGGAAGAAGGAGCUGCGCGAGCAGUGUGUUGUGUCUGAGCACGGACCUGCGUCUGUCGGGAGAAGGAAGAACCCAAAGAUUUAGAUUGUAAAGAAAGAAAAUAGGAGCCAUGCUUUGUCGAAGACCUGUGUUACAGGUGCUUCGUCAGUUCGUAAGACAUGAGUCUGAAGUAGCCAGCAGUUUAGUUCUUGAAAGAUCCCUGAAUCGUGUGCAGCUGCUUGGGCGAGUGGGUCAGGACCCUGUCAUGAGACAGGUGGAAGGAAAAAAUCCAGUCACCAUAUUUUCUCUAGCAACAAAUGAGAUGUGGCGAUCAGGGGACAAUGAAGCAUACCAAAUGGGUGAUGUCAGUCAAAAGACAACAUGGCACCGAAUAUCAGUGUUUCGGCCAGGCCUUAGAGAUGUAGCAUAUCAGUAUGUGAAAAAGGGGUCCCGAAUUUUCGUGGAAGGAAAAGUGGACUAUGGUGAAUACAUGGAUAAAAAUAAUGUGAGGCGACAAGCAACAACAAUCAUAGCUGACAACAUUAUCUUUUUGAGUGACCAGACAAAAGAAAAGGAAUGAACAGACGAUUCUUUGGCCAUUGUUUGACCUCAUGCCCCUUUUCUUGUCUGAAACGUGGACAUGAUGGCUGAAUCUCCAGGAGCCAUCCUGAAUAUGAAGCAGUCUUCAGAUGGAAGAUGAAAGAAACUGGGAUCUGUGAUCACCUGGGACCACCAACCCAGUCUGGACAGCCUGCCUCUGGACCUUUUUGGAAGACACAAAUAAACUUCUUUUUUGUUUAAUCCA
Molecule: messenger RNA, 824 nt
Organism: Chinchilla lanigera (long-tailed chinchilla)
Lineage: Eukaryota; Metazoa; Chordata; Mammalia; Rodentia; Chinchillidae
Gene: Ssbp1
Product: single-stranded DNA binding protein 1, mitochondrial
Exons: 8
Coding region: 150-599 (149 amino acids)
Biological process (GO): mitochondrial DNA replication; positive regulation of helicase activity
Cellular component (GO): mitochondrial nucleoid
Molecular function (GO): single-stranded DNA binding
Source: RefSeq, a predicted model, not a curated record